CAAAGUUCAGUUGUGUAAUUUCUUCGCUGAGUUUAGUCAAAGACGUUCGUGAGUGCGGUAGCGGUUGACCGUAGAUUGCAAAUUAAAGCAAAGCAAAGCAAAUCAAAUUAAACACUAGUUGGUUGUAUUUGGCGUGGCGCGAGGGUUGCAAAAAAAAUUAUUGCAAAAGCCAGAAAAAAAAUAUACUUUGCUCAAAGUGUUCAUUAAACAAAAAUAGUGUUAACAAAGUUAUUUUAAUGCGAAUAUUUUAUGUGUGUGCGCUUGAGUAUAACUGUAAUUGAAGCACGCCGUGUUGCGCCGCAACUUGCCGACAAAACGGGGAUGAAGGUGAAGGUGAAGGGAGUGCUGAGCCACCCUCAACUUGCUUGCAGACCUUAAAUAAACUUUUAGUCAGAGUGCAAAAAAAAAAAAAGAAAAAGAAAUCGAAACGAACAGAACGUUUUUAGUUUUUUCGCGAAAGCCGCGGGCGUGAAACAAACGUGAGAAAAGCAGCGAAAAAAGUUGUGGGAGCCAAGUCAAGCUGCGCUGCCUUGCAACGGGACCUUACUCGUUUUUGUUUUCACCGUGUUAAUUUGUCGUGCAUUUGCAGUGGAAGAGAAAGGAAGAAAGAAAGAGAAAAAACAAACGUGAAAAAGUUUUUGUUUGCUGUGCUGAGAACUGAGAGCGUUGCAAUGACAGACGGUGUUGGCUCAUGCAACUAAGAGGAUUUCACGUUGAAAGGAUUUAUUUCGGGCGUGUGUCUCUGUGUACGUAUUUUCCAGCAGCGUCGGGGCAGGGGCGUGGCAACUAACUUAACAGCUAACUAAAUAGUGUCGCGUUGUGCUCAGAGCAUGUGUUAGAGGCAGAUGAGUGAACUGUGAGCUGUAGCUGUAGCUGUAGCAGAGUUUGUGAAAGACUUGAGCAGCACACAAAUUAAAUAUAUAAAGCUAGAGAGUGAGAGGCAGACAGAGAGAAAGAAAGAGAGAGGGGCGCCGUUGUUGUGCGAGGCGGCGGAGUAGAAGGUAUGCAAAUAAACGGUGUUGCUAACGGACCCACAAUGGCCGCAUCAGAGCCACCAGAGCCGCCGCCACGCAAUCCGGAUCGCAUAAAUGCCUCGUUGCACAAACUAGGCGAAUCUAAAAUUGUUAAAUCGCUGGACUCGAGCAACGCGAUUGUGCCGGCGCCAUUGCUAAAAGAUAAAACACUGAACAGCAGCAGCAACAACAACAAGCCCAUAAGGCCGCUGCUCUCGCUGGACAGCAGCAGCAGCAGUAGCAACAACAUUCCAACAACAACAACAGCAGUGCUGCAUAAGCAACCGAGUUUGCUGUUGGGCAAUAAACGAGAUCUAACGCCUUCGGACUGCAGCAGCGCCUCGCCAGCCAGUUCGAAUGGCAGCAAUCAAACGCUCACACCACCCAUGACCAUCGAUAACCAGCCACGUCUGGCCGCCAAGGGCGACACAUCACCAUCACCAGGAGCUGCCACAGCAAUAACAGCGUCCUCGACAACAACAACAACAAAUCCAGUUCCGCAAUUAAUGAAUGGUCAGGCGAAUACCAUAUCGACAGCCGCAAUGAUUCAUGCGAAUAACUCAAAUUUGAUUGCUGCUGCAUCAAGUCACAUGGCCACAGCAGCUCCAGCAGCAACAGCAACAGCAACAACUACAAGCAGCAAUCAAUUCAAUGCCGUUGACAAGCGCAAUGCCAACGAUGUUUGCUCCUCAUUUGGUAAAUUAAUGGAACCGGAGCUGGGUGCCGCCUCAUUACCCAUGGCAACAGCAAAGACAAUGAAAAUCAAAUCCACAUCGCCAUUGAAUGUGCCCUCCUCCAACGCAGCGAGCUCGCUCUCGCUCACGCUCUCACCCUCGCCCUCGCCCACAUCCGCUGCAAGUGCAGCGCUCUUGAUGCUGGAGACCAACAAGCUGGCCAGCCAGCCAGAUGGCAAUCGCAACGACGAGUCAAAGUUUAGCAGCCGUGCAGAGCCGCACAUGAAGCUGCGUGAGGAGAACGAUCGUUUGAAUGCGGAGCUGCUGCGAAUGCGACGUUUGCUAGAACACUCGACAGAGGGCGCUGUUGGUGGCGUCGACUACCAUGCGGAGCAGGCAGCUGGCGGCGAUGUGACUGCUACGCAGGAGCGCGUGGAGCGCCUGGAGUCGGAGCUGCGCACAGUGAAGAAUCAGCUGCUCACUAUGCGGCUGGAGCGCAAGAAGCUGCGCACCGACAAGUCCGAUCUGCUGGGUCAGGUGAAGCAGCUGUGCGCCUCCCUGCAGGAGAAGGAGCAGGAGCUGCGCGACUUCAUACGCAACUUCCAGGAGCGUGUGCGUGAAACGGAAACCAAUAAUGCCAAAUUGUCUGGCGAUCGUGAUCGCGAGCGCUUCCAGCUGCUGAAGCAGGCGCGCGAUGAGGCGGAGCGCUCACUGGCGCUGGCACAGCAGCUGUCGGCGCGAGACUUGCAGCUGCAGCGACUGCAGGAGCAGCUACAAGAGGCGCGUCGUCAGCUCAGCGGUUGCCUCUCCGAUCAGGAGAGCUUGCAUUCCUUCGCUCCACUGACUCCGCCCUCGGCUGCUUCGGGCAUGUUGGGUCAGCUGGCAGGCGGUGCGGGCAUGUCUGGCGCUUUGGGCGGUCUGCGCACUGCUGAUGACAGUGGGCGUGGCAAUUCGCUGUCUGCAUUUAGUGGCAGCUUAAGCGGCGGCUCCGGCGCCACCGUGGGCGAUCGCAACAGCUGCUCCAACGACUCCGGACUGCGCAACAGCAGCGACCGCGAGAGCACUGGCGGCGAGCUCAACUUUAGCGACGGCACCUGCGACAACGGACCCUGCAUCACCGUCGACCCGGACAGCAUCUCCCUAGUCUCCAGCCAGAAUAUGUAUCAAUUUGGCACACCCAAGGAGCGCAGUCCCACUUUGUCGCCACUUAACUCCGGCGCCUACUCCAGAUCGGUGGAGCAGCUUUCGCCAGAUGGCGACGGACCUGGUGGCGCGAUGAAUCGCAAGUUUGGCCAGAAGAGCGGCGGUCUGGGCGCACGCAAUGGGCGUGGCGGCACCUGGGGCAGCAUUUCGCGCGUCUUUGCGCGCUCGCGCAACAAGAGCAAGGCGCUCUCCGCCGACGGCGGCGCUGGCAUGAGCGAGUACUCGGACUUUUCAUGGAAUCCACUGUCCGAGGAGGGCUAUGCCGAGAAGCUGCGACUGCUGCGCGAGGCGUCGCAGCUGCCCAUUGAGCGCUGGCGCGCCUGCCAGGUGCUGGCCUGGCUGGAGGUAGCGCUGGGCAUGCCGCAGUACAGCGCACGCUGCGCGGAGAAUGUGAAGAGUGGCAAGGUGCUGCUGGAGCUGAACGAUGUGGAGCUGGAGGCGGGCCUGGGACUGGUGCAUCCCAUGCAUCGCAAGAAGCUGCGUCUGGCCAUCGAGGAGCAGCGACGUCCGGAGCUGGUGCGCUAUCCACUGAUCACACAGCUCGGACACAGCUGGGUGGCCAAUGAGUGGCUGCCGGACAUUGGAUUGCCGCAGUAUGCGGAGCCGUUUCUGCAGUCGCUGGUGGAUGCGCGCAUGCUGGACACGCUGUCCAAAAAGGAGCUGGAGAAGUUUCUGGGCGUGACGCGCAAGUUCCAUCAGGCGAGCAUAGUGCAUGGCAUCCACGUGUUGCGUAUAGUGAAGUACGACCGCCAGACGCUGGCGAUGCGGCGCGUGCAAUCGGAGACGGUUGACACUGAUCCCAUUGUGUGGACAAAUCAACGCUUUAUACGCUGGGUGCGCACCAUUGACCUGGGCGAGUAUGCGGAUAAUCUGAAGGAUAGCGGCGUGCAUGGCGGUCUUGUGGUGUUGGAGCCAUCAUUUUCGGGCGAUACCAUGGCCACAGCACUGGGCAUACCGCCAUCAAAGAACAUAAUACGACGACAUUUGAGCACUGAAUUCGAUGCCCUCAUCCUGCCCGCUAGAGCAACUUUGGGUCAAGGCAUACGCUCCGGUUGCGGCAUUGUGCCUUUAACUGGACCCGGCGGACUUCAGCAUUAUGCCACCACAGAUCGGCGAUCAAGUGGCAGCCUGCGGAUUUCGGCAUGGAAAGGAUCUCAGAGCUCUUUAUCAAAAGCCUUUCGCUUUAAUUCAAAACCCCAUCGGGCCGGCGAUCGGAGCUCCUUCGGUAACUCCACCUCCCCAACGCCAUCGUACAGCAGCAGCGAGGGCGGCGGAGGAAUUUACGCUACAAUAGGUCCGCAACAGAUGCAGUCGCUGCACUAUCCAGCCCAUCACUAUCUGCCGCCACCCACAAGCGCACCGCCACCACCACCCAUGUCCGGUGGUCCGCCACCGCCAGGACAUCGUGUAAGCGCACCGCCCGUGGGCAGUGUGCUAGAUCCCAACGGUCCGGAUGCGCAUUUGCUGUACGAACAGAAUCGCAGGCGUGUGAAGAGCAUCAACGACAUUGGGCUGGCAGCUAGCGGCAGCGUGGGCACCAGCAGUCUGGGUGGUAUAUCCGCCACAUCGGACUCGCCAGAGUAAGCAGCUAAUCUUCCUUUCAUGUCUGAGCUUCUAUUCCAAAGUAUUUAGUUAGGCUUAAAUUGAGUAAAGCUUAGUCUAAUUGUAUAUUUACUAAACGUAUUAAACCAAAUUUAAUCAAUUACACUCAACACAUGACCCACCUCAAUGAUAUUACCAGCAAUACUUGUGUAUCCAUGAGAUACAAUACACACACAUAAACACACACACACACAUACAUAUAUACUCGAGAGUGAAGAUACAAAUAUAUUACUAAGCAUAUUUGAUUAAAUCAGAUUGUACUAAAUUACUGACAAAAUAUUGAAUAACAAUUAAUGUAAUAGUAAUUAAUUAUUUAUGUAUCUAGACUAAGAGUGACGUGCAUGCAAUUAAGCCGAAAGAGUAGUUUAAUUAAUUUAAUUUAAUACAGACAAAAAGCUGCAAACAAUUUAACAUAAUUCGCUUAAUAAAUGCGACAACAUAUUUAUCGUUAAGUUAAUUUAAAAUUCAACUCAUUUAAUAAACCGAAACUGAUUGCCGCGCAAUAAAUUUAAAUGUCAGCAAAUUUAAAUUUUCGAAAAGGCAAUUACGUUUCACUGUAAUUGUCAUUUAGAUAAAUUGAAAUUAUAUUUUGCAAACUAAACUAACUAACUAGUGUAGCUAAGCGAAUAUACAUAGGCUAUUUGAUUUUAAGGCUUAAUUUGCCCUGCAAUAAAUAAGCUAAACCAAAACUAAUGAGGUAAGCAAAUCAAAUGCAUGCCACAGUAAUAGUCAAAAUAUCUAUUUAACUCAAGUCCCUUCUAUUAUUUUGUAUUCCUGUAGCAUAUACAUACAUAUAUUGUAUCAAUAAUAUGAGAUGUUUAUAACUAAGCAGACCAAUUUAACUCUAGUAUUACGAAACAGUUUCAACUGACGAAUAAAAACCAAUGAU
Drosophila busckii is the source of this 5381-nucleotide messenger RNA. RefSeq names its product kazrin (gene Liprin-gamma). The record is from RefSeq and is a predicted model, not a curated record. The transcript has 12 exons. Lineage: Eukaryota; Metazoa; Arthropoda; Insecta; Diptera; Drosophilidae. The coding region runs from base 1004 to 4474 and encodes 1156 amino acids. Gene Ontology annotation, molecular function: protein binding.